Molecule: messenger RNA, 2820 nt
Organism: Jatropha curcas
Lineage: Eukaryota; Viridiplantae; Streptophyta; Magnoliopsida; Malpighiales; Euphorbiaceae
Gene: UBP17
Product: ubiquitin-specific protease 17
Biological process (GO): protein deubiquitination
Cellular component (GO): nucleus; cytosol
Molecular function (GO): cysteine-type deubiquitinase activity
Source: RefSeq, a predicted model, not a curated record
AAAAAAAAAAAAAAAAAAAAAGAAAGUAAGCUUUAUUUCAUUUCUCUCUGCGUAAUCCUUACUCUCUCUUCUACCUUCAGAUGCUCCAAUCAUCAGUAGUUUCCACAGUGUCAAAAUCCCAUUUUACCCUUCAUUACUCAACCUACACGCGCCACCAUUUUUACCACCCCAUUGCCGCCAUUAGAAUUCAUGUAUAACAAAUUUACAAUUUUAGGGUUUCUCUGUUCUGGUCUAAUUCUUGGUACUGGGUAGUGAAUUAAAUGCUUAUCCCUGGAAUUAUUGGGUUUCAAACCCUUUUCUUUUUCUUUGUGUUCUUGUUUUGCCUUUGGUUACACCAUAAGUGGCGAAAUGCGGUGGCUAGGAAGGAGGAGAUCAGACGGCUUGUCGAUUUGGUCUCAAAGGAGUCUGCUUUGGUAGAAUUUGAGGCUGUUUACGAGUAUAGUUCUUUUCCAAAACCGCACCAAUGCGCCGUUUGCUUUUGCCCAACCACCACGCGCUGUUCUCAAUGCAAAUCUGUUCAUUACUGUUCUGGUAAGUGUCAAAUAGUUCAUUGGAGACGAGGCCACAAGGAUCAAUGUCGACCCCUAACUACUGCAAUGCAUUUGAAACUUGAUAGUGAAUUUUGUGAAAGAUCUUCAGAAAAACAAUCUGAAAUGCAUGUUUUGAGAAGUGAAUUAUUAGCCAAUGUUUCUACCAAUAAACAACUUGGUUACAGUUGUACAGGCAGAUCAGAGACACCUUCUGAAGAUGUUUUGCCUGAUAUACCUUGCAGUAGGGCUAGUUCUGAGGAAAUGCAAGAAACUAAAUUGCCUCCUCCAAAGUCUAAUAAGACAGUCACUUAUGUAAAUAGUGUUUCUCGGCCAAGUAAGUUAAAUAAGGUGAAACCCAGUUAUAAUGGUGAAGCGGUUGAUGGUGAUCCUCAGCUUCCAAAUGGCAAGGUCAUGUCUGAUGAUGUCAGGCCAGCAAAAUCGGGCAAUAAGAAGUUCAUGAAAAAAGCUGCAUUGCCAGAAAUGUUAGUUACGGAUUCUGCAAAGUGUAAGGGCUCAACAUCCUUGAGCAGUUUGAGGUUAGAUUCUGUGACUGAUGAUGGGGAAGACGAUUCACAAGUAAUUAAGGGUAAACAUGCAAGAUCUUUGUCAUCUAACGCUUCCGGUGAUCAUUCACGAGAUGCUUCUAAUGGCUUGAAAAAUUCUGUCUGGAGGAAAGUUCAGCAGUUGAAAAUGAAGCAAUCUCACAGUCACGAGAGAAUUUUUCCAUAUGAACUGUUUGAGAAGCUUUACUCUUGUGACGAAGAACUAAGCCCAUUUGGGCUGAGAAAUUGUGGGAAUAGUUGUUAUGCUAACACAGUGCUCCAAUGCCUGGCGUUUACUCGGCCUCUGACUUCCUACUUUGUUCGUAGGCUCCAUUCUGGCACAUGUCGAAAGAAGGAAUGGUGUUUCAUAUGUGAAUUUGAAUCUUUGAUUCUGAAAGCAAGGGAAGGGGAGUCCCCCUUGUCACCAAUUAGGAUUUUAUCAAAGAUAGAAAAAAUUGGCAGUCAUCUUGGUCAUGGGAAAGAAGAAGAUGCCCAUGAAUUCUUGAGGUAUGCUGUAGAUACAAUGCAGUCUGUAUGCCUCAAGGAAGCUGGAGCUUUGGGCGUAUUGGCUGAAGAAACAACUCUAGUAGGACUAACUUUUGGGGGUUACCUUCGAUCAAAGAUAACGUGCAUGAAGUGCUUUGGCAAAUCUGAAAGAUUUGAACGGAUUAUGGAUUUAACUGUUGAGAUAGAUGGGGACAUUGACACCCUUGAAGAAGCUUUAAUGCAAUUUACGGCUUGUGAAAUGUUGGAUGGAGGGAACAAGUACAUCUGCAGCAGGUGUAAAUCUUAUGUGAAAGCUAAAAAGAAGCUGUCAUUAUUAGAGGCACCUAAUAUCCUUACAAUUGUGUUAAAGCGGUUCCAGUCUGGUAAUUUUGGGAAGCUGAACAAGUCAGUUCGUUUUCCUGAGGUCCUUGAUAUGGCUCCAUAUAUGUGUGGAAAAAGUGAUAAAUCUCCUCAGUAUAGUCUUUAUGCAGUGGUUGUUCAUAGGGAUAUGCUGAAUGAUACUUCUACUGGUCAUUAUGUCUGUUACAUAAAGACUUCCCAUGGCGAAUGGUUUGGGGUUAACGAUAGUAUAGUAAUGCCUGUAGAAUUGGAAAGGGUGUUAUUGGAAGAGGCAUACAUGCUCCUUUAUGCAAGACACCAUCCUCGAGCCCCAUCUGUAUUGAAGAGUAAUGUAGAGACAUACGGAGUGAAGCUCGAGAAAAGAAAUUUGGAAGCUGUACCUUCCAGCCUUAAUACAUCAAAGGCAAAGUCAAAGUCAAAGUCCCACUUUCCAACUGCUGAUCCAUCAAAGCCACAACUGAAGCAUGGCAAAUACCCAUACCGGAUGACUCCCGAUGAUUCGAUCAGUAAUAAGUUGCUGGAACCAGAUGAUUGGAGAUUCCAUCUUGUGGACUCAUCAAGUGAGAGUUCCUCCCUUUUUAGUUGGUCUGAUGCAAGUUCUUGCAGCACCGCGAGCACAAAGGGCUCAGUGAAGAGUGAAGACUUUUCCGAUUUCCUAUUUGGUGAAGCGGGACCUGGUUGGUGUGGCCAUGGCCAUUGCGGGCUUUCAUCAGAUGCUGCUGCCCCUCCAUUGUAUAGAAAUGGUGAUGCAGAUUUGCAUAGGAGAAAGGAUAGUUGGAGACAACCGCCUCCACAGAAUGACUGGAGAUAGGAUGUAGAUGGGCAUGGAAACCUGCAUUCUUUGUACACUGAUACAGGUAAAAAAGAAAAAAGAAAAAAAAAAAGAGAAUGUGGAAAGUUAA